GGUCGCCCGGACGCACGCCCGGUCGCCGCCGGUCCAAGUCCAAGUGCGCGCAGGCGCGCCUCAGCGCCAAGGCCGCCCUCAUGAAGAAGUUCUCGAGCAGCGCGUCGGCCUGGGUGUCCAGCCGGCCGAACAGCACGUCGACGCCCAUCGUGCCCAACAACAACAACAACAACUACGCCAAGGACGUGGACGUGAUGGCGUCGACGCCGACGUCCCGGACCGCGGCCGCCGAGCCGGCGCCGAGCCUGCCGCAGUCCUUCAGCGUCAAGUGCCUGGGGUGGCGCGAGUCGCGGGGCCUGUGGGGCGUCAAGCACACCCGCGCCCCCGUGGACGCCAUGGUGGCGUCGGCGCGCGCGCUGCCCGCCGGCCAGAGCCUGCCGCGCGCCACCCUGCACGUGUCCGCCGAGGGCGUGAGCGUGGACGGCGACGUGCAGAGCACCAUGCUCCCCAUCGACUGCAUCUCGUACGGCGUGCAGGACCUGGUGUACACGCGCGUCUUCUGCUGCGUGCUGGUGUCGCGGUCCGACGCGCCCGGCCCGCCCUUCCGAUGCCACGCCUUCGUGUGCGAGUCCCGGGCGGCGGCGCGCGGCCUCACGUACGCCCUGGCCGCCGCCUUCCAGGAGUACAGCCGCGCCGUCAAGCUCAAGCAGGCCGCGCCCGCGCCGCGCGUCGUGGACCUGCGCACGCCCGAGGACAUCGCCGCCGAGAUGCUGUCGCACUGCCAGGACUCGGAGGCGUAGCCGCGUAGCCGGGCGUAGCUCGCAGCCCGCGACCCCUUACGCCUCUGCAGAGUCAGUCUCACCAGAAAUGGCGGGGUGCUUCGUCUCUGUUGUGACGGACUGUGACACGCCUUCGAAGUGACCACACCAUGCAUUUUCCGCGACGUGACAAUGCGGACUCGUGUAGGAAUGUCUCAAGCCUUCCCACUCUUUCGUUUUCAUUUCUAUCAGUUGAUCGCAUGGCGCAGCUGAGUGGACUGUGAUCCUAUAUUAUAUGUGUUAUUCUUUGUGCAGUGUGUCCCAAAAGCCUACUUGGCAAUUCCGAGGUCGUCGAACCGCGUCGGGUAGGCUGAGAUUUUAAAAGGUUUUUAUUCAUCAGAAGUUACAAACAUUUGCACAGAAUAUCUUAGCAUAGUAGGAGUGUAAAAAUGUUUGUAACUUCUGAUGAAUAAAAACCUUUUAAAAUCUCAGCCUACCCGACGCGGUUCGACAACCUCGGAAACCCGGAAAACCUGGAGAUGGCGCCGUAGGGAUAGGCAACCCAACGCUCGAGGUUGGUGUUCGUUGGGUUGCCUACUCCUCGGGCGCGCAUGCCGCCGAUGCUUCGUUCAACUCCUUCGGUUCGUUUAGAUGUUUGGGGCACAUUGUGCGUAUAUUUGUACAGAACUUUCGAAAUAAUUCAACUCUCCAUUGAGGGAGAAGGACCUUGUGUUUGUGUGAGUGUAUGAAUUAAUGUGCGUGUGUGUUUAAGUUGACUGGUUUUUUAAGUGCAACACUUGAGAACCAUUUACUUUCUUUUGGUGCUUGUGUGCUUCUGCAACAUUCCAGUAGUGUUCAAUGUGCUCAGGAAUGUAAAAUUAUUGCAUCAACUGAGUUUCUAUCAAGGGAUAACGACACAAGCAGGAGACAGUCGGUAAAAUUUACACCAUACUUUAUUUCUAUGCCAUUAAAUGAGGGAAAACACAUUUCAGGUUGUUUGUCUUAUCUCUUUUUUAGAUUUAAAUUUGGUAUAUUAUUCUUCCUGUUGACUCUGAAUCCAGCUCUGUUGCACUAUAAAAAAUGAAUGUUCCUUGGUGGUGAAAGAGAAAAUACACAAAUAUUUUGAACAAUA
This is a messenger RNA of Thrips palmi, 1830 nucleotides long. RefSeq lists its product as uncharacterized. NCBI's taxonomy places the organism in Eukaryota, Metazoa, Arthropoda, Insecta, Thysanoptera, Thripidae. The record is from RefSeq and is a predicted model, not a curated record.